AGAUGAGCCAGAGGACAAGAGCUAAGGCUGAAGCUGAGGCUCAGGAACUGAUGGCCAGUUUCUUCGAGGAUCUUGAAGCAAAUGACAAACAACUGAGAGAACAGAUCCGCACUAAGGCCGUUAGGGUACUGAUGGGGAUUUUCAUCUACGACCCUGAGACCAAUGACCCCUCAAUCAAGGUCCUGAAAGAGGUGGAUGCUGGAGCAGAGGAAGAGGAUGAAGCCAUCAGUCAGGUCUUGGAUGAGGAAGAGGGAACAAUCGACCUGCCACUGGAAGAAGACGAGGCUGAAGCAGAGAGUAAAGCUGUUGCUGAAGCUGCUGUUGAAGAUAAGGUUGAAGCUGAUGCUGAAGCUGAGUCUAAAACUGAGAUUGAAACUGAGGCUGAAGCCGAGGCUGGGGUUGAAGCUGACGCUGAGUUUGAGGCUGAGACUGAAGCUAAGUUUGAGGCUGGGGCUGAAGCUGUUGCUGAUGCUGAAAUUGAGGUUAAAGCUGACGCUGAAGCUGAGGCUGAGGCUGAAGCUGCGGUUGAAGCUAAUCCUGAGGAUGAAGCUGAGGUUGAAGCUGAGGCUGAAGCCGAGGUUGAAGCUAAUCCUGAGGAUGAAGCUGAGGUUGAAGCUGACCUAAACACCAACGAGACGGAUGAGCCUGCUGAAAGCACCAGGAAAGGAGACGAGAAAAAGAAAAGGACCAGGAGAGGAACACGAGGCAGAGGCAGAAAGAUCAAUUACAGAAAGUUCCAGGACAACAAAGCAGAAACAGAGAAGCUGAAAGAGGUGGAUGAUGGAGCGGAGGCUGAAGCCAUCAGUGAACUGAUGAACGUCCUCCUGGAUGAGACAGAGGAAUCCAAUGGCCAGUCUCUGGCAGGAGAAAGUGGGGAGAUCGUGAUGAGUGCCGACGCUGAAGCUGAGGCUGAAGCCUUUAAUGAUUUCCUGACCGUCCUCCUGGAGGAGAUAAGCGACGAGAUCAACCUGCCUCUGGGGAUGCUGAAAGAGGUGGAUGAUGGGGCGGAGGCUGAAGCCAUCAACCAGCUCCUGAACGUCCUCCUGGAUCAGUCAGGGGAAAUGAUCGACCUGCCUCUGGGGAUGCUGAAGGAGGUGGAUGAUGGGGCGGAGGCUGAAGCCAUCAGCCAGCUCCAGAACGUCCUCCUGGAAGAGACAGAAGAAAAGAUCGACCUGCCUCUGGGGAUGCUGAAGGAGGUGGAUGAUGGGGCGGAGGCUGAAGCCAUCAGCCAGCUCGAGAACGUCCUCCUGGAUCAGUCAGGGGAAACUUCUGGCCCGUCUCUGGGUGAGUAAAGAACAUAAAUAAUGCCAAAAUAUUUCAAUAACAACAUUAAAUACAAUUUACACUGACAAAGU
Pangasianodon hypophthalmus (striped catfish) is the source of this 1355-nucleotide messenger RNA. Its product is annotated as translation initiation factor IF-2-like. The coding region runs from base 3 to 1292 and encodes 429 amino acids. NCBI's taxonomy places the organism in Eukaryota, Metazoa, Chordata, Actinopteri, Siluriformes, Pangasiidae. The record is from RefSeq and is a predicted model, not a curated record. The transcript is spliced from 10 exons.